Oxyura jamaicensis (ruddy duck) is the source of this 2112-nucleotide messenger RNA. It is a transcript of the gene NHERF4, whose product is annotated as PDZ domain containing 3. Gene Ontology annotation, biological process: protein localization to plasma membrane. The transcript is spliced from 10 exons. The record is from RefSeq and is a predicted model, not a curated record. The coding region runs from base 387 to 1649 and encodes 420 amino acids. Gene Ontology annotation, cellular component: apical plasma membrane. Gene Ontology annotation, molecular function: signaling receptor binding; protein-membrane adaptor activity. NCBI's taxonomy places the organism in Eukaryota, Metazoa, Chordata, Aves, Anseriformes, Anatidae.
CAAACAGGACUUGUUCUGCUGGGCUUGGAGAGCCCCGGCCCCUGCCGUGGCAUGGGCAGGACUCCGGCUUCCUUGUGAAAUCCUCGGUGGCAUUAAAGCGCUCCGCUUUGUUUCCUGGUCUCGCUCUUCCCCGCCGCCGUGGGCCGCCCCUGGGGGGCGGCUGGAAGCUGGGACGCCCCGGGAGCUGUUCCCCGAGCCCCUCGGGGUGCUUGGUCCUGGCUCCCGGCCCUGCUGGGCGAGGGCCAGAGGUGCCCCAGGGCUGGGAGGGCAGGGGAGACAUCGGGGCUGUUUAACCAUUAAACCUGGGGCGUCUUGGGAGAGGCGGGGACGCUGGCUUCGCUGCCACUUCACCCUGUACCUUGAUCCCCCUCGCACUCGCUGCAGCCAUGAAGCAAAUGAAAGGGCUCGAGGGCGACAAGACGUCCAUCAUAAAAUUUGAAUUUAACCCCAAAGAUGGGAUCGACAACCCUGCCUUGUCGCUGGCUGAGGACACGGAUGGCGAGGCCGCGGGGGAGCCCCGCUUCUACCUCCUGAGCAAGGGCAGCGCGGAGACCUUCGGCUUCUGCCUCCACGAGGAGCUGGGCAGCCAGGGCCACGUCGUCCGGCAGGUGGAGCUGGGGGGGCUGGCCCAGCGCAGGGGGCUGCGGGACGGGGACCGGCUCCUCCAGGUCAACGGGCACUUCGUGGACCACCUGGACCACCAGCGGGUGGUGCAGAAGAUCAAGGCCAGCGGGAACCAGGUGCUGCUGGCGGUGCUGGACGGCGAUUCCUACAAAGCGGCCAAAGCCCUGGGCAGGGACCUGGCCCAGCUGCUGCCCGCUGACGUCCGCCCGCGCCUCUGCCACGUCAAGAGGGACAAAAGCGGCUUCGGCUUCAGCGUGUCGGGGCCGGAAGGCACCAAGGGCACGUUCCAGCUCUCGGUGCGGCAGGACGGCCCGGCAGACAGGGCAGGGGUCCCGACGGGCUCCUGGCUCCUGGAGCUGAACGGGGCCAGCGUGAGGAGCUGCUCGCGCUCCCAGCUCACCCGGAAGCUGAAGCAGAGCGGCAGCAGGAUGACGCUGCUGGUGGCGUCCAGCGCCGUGGAGGAGUUUUACCGCCUGCGGGGGCUGCAGGUGCCGGCCGCCUCGGCAGACACCUCCUGGCUGCCCUACAAAGCUCGCGAGCUGCACAUGGUGAAGGGCCCGGCUGGCUACGGGUUCCUGCUCAAGGAGGACGACUACGGCGCCGGGGCUAUAGGCCAGUUCCUGUGGGAGGUGGACGCCGGGCUGCCGGCCGAGCGGGCGGGGAUGAAGGAAGGGGACCGCGUCCUGGCGGUGAACGGCGAGAGCAUCGAGGGGCUGGACCACCAGCAGACGGUGCUCAGGAUCCGCGCCCACGAGGACUGGGUGACGCUGCUGGUCAUCGACCCCGCUAGCGACGAGUUCUUCCGCUCGAUGGGGCUGUCCCCUCUGCUGUUCCUCGAGGACGGCGACCCUGCCUCGGGCUCCUGCACGCCCUCCCUGCCCUCUCCCCACGGCUCCCCCGGGCUCUGCCACGUUGACGUGGGACCAAAGGGACCCGGCUCCUGGCUGGUGGCUGCUGCCAACAGCAUAACCAUCACCCAGAGCCCGUGCAAGGAGGACCAGAGGCGGCUGCACGAGGCGUUCUAGGGGCCCCCACCGUGACCCCACCAGGUCCAGCCUGCUGCUGCCCCCGGUUCCGGCUCCCCGGAGAGCAGAGGAGCUGCUCGGGAUGCCCAACGCUGCGCCUCUGCGCCUGGGAUGGGGCUGCCAGCACCUCGCACCUCGCAUGGACUCGCCUCCGCUGCCCGAGGCUGGCCCCAGGCUUUUAUUAGUGGCGGCCUGAAGGCAGAGCUGCGCCUUUGCCGGCCCCGAUGCCUCCAGGAGUGUUUAGGGACGCGGCACUCGAGCCCUCGCCCAGCUCCAGGCUCUGGGAUUGCUCCCAGGAGAGCCGAGGUACUGCCCUUCACGCCAUGACCCGGGGCCAUGGGGAGCCUGGAGCUCGGCUCAGCCCAGGGCUGGCCCUCGGGCGAAGGGGAGAAAGAGCAGCGGAGGCCCCGGGGCACUGGAGGAACCCCCCAGCUCUGAGCCGGGCUCGGGUCUGGCCCCGCAC